AUGCAAACAGAGGAGGAAGAAAUUAAUCAAAGUGAUGAUACAGAAGAGAAUGUGGAACCAUUCUUCGAUUUGGAUAAACAUAUGAAUAACGAUCAAGAAGUAGAUCAGAAUGAGGCCGAAGUCAUGUGCCCAUUGGAAUGCUCAUUCCAUGAGGUUAAAGAAAGUAAUAGAGAUAAUGAAUGUAUGAUAUGUGGAAAAAUGUAUAAAUCGAAAGCGUCACUUAAAAGACACGUAAGAACAAUCCAUUAUGAAGAUGUUAUACGAUGCAGGUUCUGCCAUAGGUUGUUCGAUACUGAAGUUGCUAUGCGAGCUCACAUUGAAGAAACGCACUCAAUGAAGUAUAUCUGUUCCGAGUGUGGAAACGGGUUUGUUCAGAAAUGUCAUCUUAAUGAACAUUCAAAAUAUAAGCAUUCCAGUCAGAUGGAAUCUCUUCUCAACUGUCCUUUUGAAAAUUGUGGUCGGACAUUUACAAGGAAACAAAUAUAUCAGGAUCAUCUGAACCAACAUACACAGACGAAACCAUACUCAUGUGUUAAAUGUAGUGUUUGCUUCAGUAGUAGAUAUAUCAUGAAGAGAAGACACGAAAAAGUUUGUGUAGAAGGUAAAACAUUUAAGUGCGAGCAAUGCGAGAAAAGUUUUACUGAAAGAAGAAGUCUGACAUAUCAUAUCGAAGGAGCUCACAGACCAGAACGUUUUGUUUGUGUCUGCGGUGCAAGUUACCGGUAUAAACUAAGUCUUUAUAGACACCAAAAAAGACUUAACCAUUGA
Molecule: messenger RNA, 768 nt
Organism: Mercenaria mercenaria
Lineage: Eukaryota; Metazoa; Mollusca; Bivalvia; Venerida; Veneridae
Product: gastrula zinc finger protein XlCGF7.1-like
Exons: 1
Coding region: 1-768 (255 amino acids)
Biological process (GO): regulation of transcription by RNA polymerase II
Molecular function (GO): DNA-binding transcription factor activity; RNA polymerase II cis-regulatory region sequence-specific DNA binding
Source: RefSeq, a predicted model, not a curated record